Molecule: messenger RNA, 5115 nt
Organism: Oncorhynchus gorbuscha (pink salmon)
Lineage: Eukaryota; Metazoa; Chordata; Actinopteri; Salmoniformes; Salmonidae
Product: disabled homolog 2-interacting protein-like
Exons: 16
Coding region: 475-4044 (1189 amino acids)
Biological process (GO): regulation of GTPase activity
Source: RefSeq, a predicted model, not a curated record
CUACACACACACAGCCCUGCAGGUUGGCAGGUCAGGGGAAGGAGAGGCAUUGUAAAAGUAUCUCUCGGGGUAACUAGUAGGCUUCAACCUGAGUGGCUGACUUAAUGACUGAGUGAGAAAAGGAGGAGUGGACUCUUUUUUUCCCUCUUUCUGCAGAAUUCCUCCAGUCACUCCUGGCUGUCGAUGGGAAUUGGAAGAGCUUUCCUGUGAUUCAGAAUACAGAGACACAGCAUUCAGGACACUCUUGUGUCUGACGCUCUGGGAAAAUUUACAAGGGAGUUUAUUUCGGAAGUUUGAGCAGAGUUUUUGGACGUUUUGGGUAUAGUGAAUUGCGUGAAGUUAGAGUGUAUUUUUGGAAGUUGGAGAAGAGUUUUGGGACGCUUUGAUAAGAGGGACACUGAGUGAGUGGAAUUGAAGUGUACUUGGGAUAGUGUGAUAGUUGCACUGGCUUGGUCCUGGGUUUUUGGAAGGACCAUGGCAGGGGCAGGCAUUACCAGGAAGGGUUCUGGGAGACCCUCGUACUACUACAGGUUUCUGGGCCGCACUCGUCUCCAACGGCAACGCAGCAGGUCCCGCAGCCGCACCAGACCAGCAGCCAGCAGGGAGUCGCCCCCGGAGCGAACGGGCCGCCGACGGAGCAUGCCUGGUGGUGCGCCGGACAAGAUCACCCACACCAUGGAACCUGCCGCAGCAGCCACGCCCUUCAGAGUCACCGGCUUUCUGAGUCGGAGGCUGAAGGGUUCUAUAAAGCGUACUAAGAGCCAGCCCAAACUGGACCGUAACUCCAGCUUCAGGCACAUCCUGCCUGGCUUCAGGAGUGUGGACAAUGAGAGAUCUCAUCUGAUGCCGAGGCUGAAGGAGUCUCGCAGCCACGAGUCGUUGCUCAGCCCCGGUAGUGCUGUGGAGGCCGUGGACCUCAGCAUGGAGGAUGAGGUGCUCAUCAAACCUGUUCACAGCUCCAUCCUCGGACAGGACUACUGCUUCGAGGUCACCACUUCAACGGGAACGAAAUGUUUCUCCUGUCGAUCGUCAGCCGAAAGGGACAAGUGGAUGGAGAACCUGAGGAGAGCCGUCCACCCCAACAAGGACAACAGCAGGCGGGUGGAGAACAUGCUGAAGCUGUGGAUCAUCGAAGCCAAGGACCUUCCUGCCAAGAAGAAGUACUUCUGCGAGCUGUGUCUGGACGACGCGCUGUACGCCCGCACCACCUGCAAGCUCAAGACCGACAACGUCUUCUGGGGCGAGCACUUUGAGUUCAACAACCUCCCGGCCGUCAAAAGCAUCACGGCCCACCUCUACAAGGACUCGGACAAGAAGAAGAAGAAAGACAAGAACAACUACGUUGGACUGGUCAACAUCCCCGUUGCCGCGGUGACGGGGAGGCAGUUUAUGGAAAAGUGGUACUCUGUGAGCACGCCGACGCCCAAUAAGGGUAAGACGCCGGGGCCCAUGAUCCGGAUCAAGGCCUGCUACCAGAGCAUGAACAUCCUGCCUAUGGAGAUGUAUAAGGAGUUUGCAGAGUACACCACCAAUAACUACAUGUUGCUGUGCUCUGUGCUGGAGCCUGGCAUCAGUGUGAAGAACAAGGAGGAGAUGGCUUCUGCCCUGGUCCACAUUCUACAGAGCACCGGCAAGGCCAAGGACUUCCUGACUGACCUGAUGAUGUCAGAGGUGGACCGGUGUGGGGAGAACGAGCACCUGAUCUUCCGAGAGAACACCCUGGCUACCAAGGCUAUAGAGGAGUACCUCAAACUGGUGGGGCAGAAGUACCUGCAGGACGCACUUGGUGAGUUUAUCAAGGCGCUGUAUGAGUCAGAUGAGAACUGUGAGGUGGACCCGUCCAAGUGUUCGUCCAAUGACCUGCAGGAGCACCAGAGCAACCUGAAGAUGUGCUGCGAGCUGGCCUUCUGCAAGAUCAUCAACUCCUACUGCGUGUUUCCACGGGAACUGAAGGAGGUGUUUGCGUCGUGGCGACAGGAGUGCAGUAGCCGGGGCCGACCGGACAUCAGCGAGCGGCUGAUCAGUGCGUCUCUGUUCCUGCGCUUCCUGUGCCCGGCCGUUAUGUCCCCGUCACUUUUCAACCUGAUGCAGGAGUACCCUGACGACCGCACCGCACGCACACUCACGCUCAUCGCCAAGGUCACCCAGAACCUGGCCAACUUCACCAAGUUUGGCAGUAAGGAGGAGUACAUGUCCUUUAUGAACCAGUUCCUGGAGCACGAGUGGACCAACAUGCAGCGCUUCCUGCUGGAGAUCUCCAACCCGGAGACCAUCUCCAACACAGCAGGGUUCGAAGGGUACAUCGACCUGGGACGGGAGCUGUCCACCCUGCACAACCUGCUGUCAGAGGUCGUCUCUACCAUGGACCAGACCUCCGCCUCCAAACUGGGGCCUCUACCCAGGAUCCUCCGGGAGGUGAACACAGCGCUGACCAAUCCGUCCAGUAUGGCCAUGACCAUGACCGCUCCGUCCCCCUCUGACCGCACAGGGUCUCCGCCCAACACCGGGGCAGGCUGCAGCAUCUCCACCGGCCUGCAGAAGAUGGUCAUCGACAAUGACCUCUCAGGGUUGGUGGACUUCACCAGGUUACCCUCCCCGACCCCGGAGAACAAGGACCUUUUCUUCGUCACCAGGAAUUCUGGGAUCCACCCCUCCCCGGCCCGCAGCUCUAGCUACUCCGAGUCCAAUGAACCCGAGCUGGGCAUGGCCAACGGCAGCAAAAGCCUGUCCAUGGUGGACCUCCAGGACCCCCGCAUCUUAGAGGGCGGCCCCUCAGACGGACUGGGAGAGGGCAUCGUUCCUGGGGGAGUGUGGUCGGCCCGGACCCCCCAGGGUAACAUCAUUGGAGGUCCUACACUGAGGAGGCCAGUCCAGACCCCCACCACCCCUGGGUCGGAGAGUGCCCCAGGCAGGCCGGCUCAGCUUCUGGCCCCCCUGUCCUUCCAGAACCCCGUCUACCAGAUGGCGGCAGGGCUGCCAGUGUCGCCGCGAGGCAUGGCCGACUCAGGCUCCGAGUGCCACAGCUCCCACAGUUCCCAUAGCAACAAUGAGGACGGGCUGGGAGGAGGAGGGAAACACAACACCUUCCUGAACCACGGAGGAGGAGGUGGUGGUGGGGGGGGGAGUAGCGGGGAGGAGUAUGCACGUCGUUCGGGGGAGUUUGUAGGCACGCGGAGGCAGCUGUCACUCACAGAGGCCCAGCCCACCAUGCCCAGACAAAACAACGCCGGCCCCCAGCGCAGGAUAGACCAGCCCCCUCCGCAGACCACCGUCACCAGGGGCCGCACGCCGCCGAACCUGCUCAACAGCGGGCCCUACCCGCGCCCCUCCAGCGGCAGCAUGAUGUCAUCGUCGCCCGACUGGCCCGGCAGUGGAGCGCGGCUACGGCAACAGUCGUCGUCAUCAAAAGGAGACAGCCCCGAGACUAAGCAGAGAGCCCAGCACAAACAGGCCCCCUCCCCAAUGAACCCCAAUGCGCUGGACCGUACGGCUGCCUGGCUGUUGAAUAUGAAUGUGCAGUAUGUAGACCAUGAGGGGAUGGACCCCGAGUUCAGGAACAGAGAGGAUCUCACUCUGGCCGAGAAGUACCAGCAGGAGAUCGUGGUCCUCCAGGAGAAGCUGCGUGUGUCGGUCCAGAAGCUGGAGGAGUACGAGGCUCGUCUGAAGGGCCAGGAUGACGGAGGUCCGAAGGUUCUAAUGGAGUACCAGGCACGUCUGGAGGAGUCUGAGGAACGCCUGAGGCGACAGCAGGACGACAAGGACCUCCAGAUGAAGGGUAUUAUCAGCAGGCUGAUGUCUGUGGAAGAGGAGCUGAAGAAAGACCAUAGUGAUAUGCAGGCUGCGGUCGACUCCAAACAGAAGGUCAUUGAUGCACAGGAGAAGCGUAUCGCGUCUCUUGACGCAGCCAACGCCCGUCUGAUGAGUGCCCUGACCCAGCUGAAGGAGCGCUACAGCAUGCAGACCCGUAACGGCAUCUCCCCGACCAAUCCCACCAAGCUCCAGAUCACUGAGAACGGAGAGUUCAGGAACAGCAGCAACUGCUAGAGAGAGUCUGAUAGAGAAUGUAUGUGUGUGUGUGUGUGUGUGUUGGCUGGUGCUUGUAAAGGACACUUCCUUAUAUGGACACUAAACGGGGGUUAGUCUGAGUGAGGAGACCACUGUGAGGGGCCAAGCAGCGAGGAGGCAGGACUUUAGUUUGACAGACAGCUGACCAAGUCAGUGACAGUGAAUCAUUGGACAGAGCUGAACACCAGUGGGCCCUGCAGAGGAGGAGGCGGGACAAGCUGUAGAUAUGAACUGAACUCUCCAUUAAUCAACCGAUUUGGAUGUUUCCAUUGGAUGUAUGCAGUUGCCGGGACAAUUUCAGACUCUCUUCCCUAAAGCUUUGGACAAAUCACUAUAAUCAACACAAUGUCUGUCAGAUGGAAUCAAUCCUGUCAGAUGGUCACCCAAUCCUCUCUCUUCCCCUCUCCUCUGUUUUCCUCUCCUUUCCUGGCCUCCUCUCUUCCCCUCUCCUCUGUUUUCCUCUCCUUUCCUGGCCUCCUCUCUUCCCCUCUCCUCUGUUACGAUCAGGUCAUGUGGACCAUGUACAAAACAAAACAAUAAUAACAGAAAAAUAAUUUAUAGUAGUGUUAAAUCUCAAAGAAAAGUAUUUUUGUCCAAUGGUUUAUUUAGAUCUUAUCUCAUUCUUUUUUUUUAACAAAUAGGAGUUUUUGAAAUAUUUAUUGUCCAGACUGAUAUUUCUUUUUAAGUCCUUUUGUGUUCCAAAGUGCCCCGCAACCCCGAACAAUAAUAAUACUUUUUGAGGGAAUUUUAGUUUGUCGUCAAAAAGACUGUAAAAUCACUAUGAAUUCAGCAAAAGAUGUGUUUAAUUUAGGAAAUCUGUUCCUAAGUAUUCCCAAGGAAUACAGGAAGACAUACAAUGCCUUCGGAAAGUAUUCAGACCCCUUGACUUUUUCCACGUUACGUUACAGACUUUAAAAUCCUGAGCACACAAUACCCCAUAAUGACAAAGUGAAAACAGUUUUUUUAGAAAUGUUUGCAAAUGUAUUAAAAAAUAAAAACAGAAAUACCUUAUUUACAUAAGCAUUCAGACCCUUUGCUAUGAGACUCGAA